UGUCGUUCCCCUCUUUAUUGGGAAGACGUCGGAGAGCGACGAGUACUCGGUCCGAAGAUGAUCGAGAAGACAGCAGAUCAGGUCGAGUUGAUCCGGCAGAGACUCAAGACAGCUCAGAGUCGACAAAAAUCUUCAGCCGAUCAUCAUCGACGAGACAUUCAGUUUGAGGUUGGCGAGCAAUCUUUUCUUAGAGUUUGUCAUAUUUGCGGAGUAUUUCGAUUCGGGAAGAGAGGGAAGCUGCACCCUCGAUUCAUUGGCCCGUUCGAGGUUCUCGAGCGAGUAGGCGAAGUUGCGUACCGAUUAGCCUUACCUCCCGAGCUAUCAGGCAUUCAUAAUGUCUUUCACGCGUCUAUGUUGUGUAAGUACGUGUGCGACCCCGAUCUUGUCAUUCCUCAUUCAGAUAUUCAG
Striga hermonthica is the source of this 408-nucleotide messenger RNA. The record is from the annotation of a GenBank genome assembly. NCBI's taxonomy places the organism in Eukaryota, Viridiplantae, Streptophyta, Magnoliopsida, Lamiales, Orobanchaceae.